GCCAAAAGGCAACCCGUUCCCUCUGCCCUGCCCUCGGUCCAGUAUCCCAUCAUCCCUUGCAUGCUCAGCGCCCUGUCCUAGAAGGCCCCAGGCUCUGGUCUGUUGGCAUGGGGGCUUUCAGGGGUGCUGAAGGCUGAAUGAUGCUCUCUCUCUCUCUCUCCCCCCCCCCACAGGGCACCCUGCAGAAGUUCCUGGACGACCUGUUUGAGACAGUUUUCAGCACGGCCCACAGGGGGAGUGCUUUGCCCUUGGCCAUCAAAUACAUGUUCGACUUUCUCGACGAACAGGCGGAUCAGCAGCAGAUCACCGACCCCGACGUCCGACACACGUGGAAAAGUAACUGCCUCCCGCUGCGCUUUUGGGUAAACGUCAUCAAGAACCCGCAGUUUGUCUUCGACAUUCACAAGGGCAGCAUCACCGACGCCUGCCUCUCGGUGGUGGCGCAGACCUUCAUGGACUCUUGCUCGACGUCAGAGCACCGUCUCGGCAAAGACUCACCCUCCAACAAGCUCCUCUACGCCAAAGACAUUCCCAACUACAAGGCCUGGGUGGAGAG
Molecule: messenger RNA, 556 nt
Organism: Chiloscyllium plagiosum (whitespotted bambooshark)
Lineage: Eukaryota; Metazoa; Chordata; Chondrichthyes; Orectolobiformes; Hemiscylliidae
Source: RefSeq, a predicted model, not a curated record